AUGUCCGGCAAACUGAACAUAUUCUUCACUGGAGUCACAGGUUAUAUAGGGGGUAGUGUCCUUUCACGCCUCCUCAAACAUAAGGACGCCGCCUCGUUCCACAUCACUGCACUCGUGCGCUCCGCCGACAAAGCGGAAAAGCUUAAGACCCUUGGGGUUGACACCAUCAUUGGAUCAUACACCGAUGAGGAUCUUACCUUUUUGAAAGAAGCGGCCUCUAAGGCUGAUGUGGUUAUCACUGCCGUUGACUGCGACAACCUUCCUGCUGCCCAAGCCAUCCUCGACGGGCUGAAGUUGAGGUACGAAGCAUCUGGCAAGGCCCCGAUCUUGAUUCAUACAUCUGGCACAGGCCUCCUUAUAGAUGAUGCUCGAGGCCUCAGUAGCGAGCACAUUCAUUAUAGCGACACUGAAACAGAUAAGCUCGACGCUCUUCCCGUGACUACGUUGCAUCGGAACGUAGACAUCCCCAUCUUGGAAGCAGGCUACAUCAAGGCGUACAUCGUUGCUCCGAGCGCCGUCUUUGGAAGGCCUGAAGGACCUCUUAUUGAACUCGGAAUUCAAAACGGCCACACUAUGGUGAUUCCAUGGCUCGCCAAAGCAUCCAUCGCACGCAAACAGGGAGGAUAUAUUGGCAAAGGGUUGAAUGUAUGGCCAGCAGUGCAUGUUGAAGACAAUGCCGAUCUGUACCUCAUUCUGUUCGACGCUAUUCGAGCCAAUCUGGACAAAGUCCCUCGUGGCUACUACUUUACAGAGAAUUUCGACUAUUCCUCCCUUGAGGUCUCCACCGUGAUCGCGGAGACUUUGGUCAAACUGGGUAUUAGCACGGACUCUAAACCCAGCGGCUUCACUGUUGAAGAGGGCGAGAAAUACUUUGGGGCUUUCUGGCCUCUGCUUGGCACCAAUUGCUAUGCCAAAGCCGACCGCGGCCGAGCUUUAGGUUGGAAACCCAAGUACGGAAAGGAGGCAUUUUUCGCCGACGUCAAGUCGGAAGUGAAGUUCUUCGCAGAGCAGCAGCAGUAG
Cyclocybe aegerita is the source of this 1020-nucleotide messenger RNA. The record is from the annotation of a GenBank genome assembly. NCBI's taxonomy places the organism in Eukaryota, Fungi, Basidiomycota, Agaricomycetes, Agaricales, Hemipholiotaceae.